AGGUUAGCACAUGUUUGGUAAAAACUUAAAAGCUGUAAGAGAAAGAACUACUGUCUAAUAUAUCCAGAUAGGGGAGAUUGGACCAGUAUCACGUGACUGGAUUAAGCGAGUACCACUUGACUGAACUCUGAACUUCCUAAUGUCAACUGGAAUACUGACUGUAAACCUCCGAAACUUAAUCAGAUGUCUUCCAAUGCUUAACUACAAUGGUAACGUGAGGCCACCUUGUUCCCGGAUUACGUCAUCGUUCCGAAUGACGUCAUCGUUCACUAAAUUGACAGCUCCGCUUUGGAGAUCAGCGACAAUCAACUCAAAAACAUCAACUCUUCGUUCUUCUUGUGGGGUUCUUGAUUCGAGAAAAUUUGUAUCAUCAAAAUCUGAAAAGAAAACUGUAAAAGUUCAAUUCAUUGACCGGGAUGGCGACUCUUUUAUAGUUGAUGCACAAAUAGGAGAGAACCUAAUGAAGGUAGCGCACCAGCACGAUAUCGACCUUGAAGGAGCAUGCGAGGGAACCCUCUCCUGUUGUACCUGUCAUCUUGUCAUUCAUCCUGACUGGUUUGAUAACUUGGGAAGUGAGCCUUGUGAAGAUGAGGAGGAUAUGUUGGACAUGGCAUACGGACUGACGGACCACUCCAGACUGGGAUGUCAGGUGAUUGUCCAGGAGAACUUUGAUGGGCUGGUCGUGAGGAUACCACCCUACGAGCCCCAAUACACGUGAUAAUAGAACACGUGAUAUGUACUAGAGCACGUGAUACCGUUUAAGUGUUUUCGAUUCUAUCCUUAUUAUCUACUCUGAAGAUAAUGUCGGUCAGUGGAGUGAGGCUAAUGUCAGCAAUUUGUGCAACUGUCAUCGGGAUGUUAAGAACCGUGACCCAUCUUGACAUUCUUGAGAAGCCGAAGAAAUCGGAAUGUUUCAGAGAGAAACAACUCUUAUUUAAUUUUUGUUUUUUAUAAGAUAUAGAUAAAACUUUAUAGGUGGAAUGUUCCUUGAUUUAGACUGAACAUUAAAUUUAAGUUUUUGUUGUAUGGUUAGCUUUUUGUGAUUAUGAUUUUAUUUUUGGAGGUUUGGUACUACAGUUGCCAAUUUAAUCCUUGUUUUCGCCCUUCAAUGGGGCAUGAA
Messenger RNA from Bolinopsis microptera, 1120 nucleotides. Its product is annotated as 2Fe-2S ferredoxin-like. NCBI's taxonomy places the organism in Eukaryota, Metazoa, Ctenophora, Tentaculata, Lobata, Bolinopsidae. The record is from RefSeq and is a predicted model, not a curated record. Gene Ontology annotation, cellular component: mitochondrion. Gene Ontology annotation, biological process: P450-containing electron transport chain. The coding region runs from base 140 to 718 and encodes 192 amino acids. The transcript has 3 exons. Gene Ontology annotation, molecular function: 2 iron, 2 sulfur cluster binding.